CGUCGAACGAUUCAUAAGUUUGUGUGAAGAGGAUCACUUCGUUGCUUCUAUCCGAGUCUUCGUUUCUCUGUGUUUGGGUUAAGAGUUUUGUGUAUUGUAUAUCCGCCGCUCGUUAAUCGGGGGGAGAGAUGGAAACCGACUCGCGUUCACAUAAUUUUCUUCUCAAGAGGCUUGCCUCUGUUGGGGUCCCUAAACACUGCCGUUCCAAACGUGGCCUAGUGGAAUUCGUUAGAGCUAACCGUUCCAGGAUCUCUGAGAUUGUCUCUACUCUCUUACCUACAGAUGAGGAUGUUCAAGUUGGAUUGAAGGGAACUAGGGAACGGUCUCGUAAGUCUGUGGUGAGUCCUACCAUGAAAAAGAGGUUCAGGGAGAGCAUGAGUUGGCUGCAGUGGUUGAUGUUCCAGGAUGAACCUAGUGUUUCUUUGAAGAAUCUGGCAGAACUGAAUGUUGAUCAGCGAGCUGUCUGUGGCUCCGUCUGGGGAGCAGAUGAUAUAGCAUAUCGGUGUAGGACGUGCGAGAAUGACUCGACUUGUGCAAUCUGCGUGCCUUGUUUCGAGAAUGGUGAUCACAGCACCCACGAUUAUUCGAUCAUCAACACAAACGGUGGCUGUUGUGAUUGCGGGGAUGAUUCAGCUUGGAAACAAGGCGGUUUCUGUUCAAAUCAUAAAGGUUCGGGACAGAUUCAACCCCUCUCAGAGAAUCUAGCAGAGUCAGUUGGGCCUGUACUUGAUGCCCUUUUUGCUUGUUGGAGUAGCAAGCUCUUAUCGGCAGAAAGUAUUCGUAAGAAAGAUGCUAGAUCCAACGAUACUCUUGCAGCACGUCAAAAGAUGUCAAACGAGCUGACAUUCGCAGUGGUUGAAAUGCUUCUGAAAUUUUAUAAGUCCAGUGAGAGUUUGCUAAGUUUCGUUUCUAGAAGGAUUAUCGCUUCAAAUGGUCUAUUGAUGAUUCUCGUAAAGGCUGAAAGGUUCUUGGACGAAGAUGUUAUGAAGAAACUUCACGACUUGUUCCUCAACUUGAUAGGAGAUCCAGUCUUUAAGUCGGAAUUUGCAAAAGCACUUGUGAGUUACUAUCCACUUGUCAUUAGUGAAGCGAUUAAGAAGGCGGUUAAGAAGGGUGAUGAUGAUGCAUUCUUGAGAUAUCCACUACUGUCUACUUUUUCUGUGCAAAUCUUCACGGUGCCAACUCUAACACCAUUUCUGGUGAAGGAGAUGAAUCUGCUAGCAAUGCUUUUGGGAUGCCUCAGUGAUAUCUUUCUUUCUUGUUGUGGGGAGGAUGGUGUGCUACAGGCUACAAAAUGGGAACGGUUGUGUGAGACAAGUGACCGUGUCAUUUUUGACUUGAAAUUUGUUACGAGCCAUGCUGUAGUUUGGAAGUACGCAACACAUGAACAUCGGGAGUUAGCAAGAUCAUGGUUGACACUCUUGACCUUUGCUCAAGGAAUGGGUCCUCUGAAAAGAGAGACUGGAAUCCAUAUUGAAGAAGAAAAUGAGUACCAUUUGUUCUUUAGUUUGAGUCACUCAAUAGCUGGUAUUCACUUUCUGUUGGUUAAUGGUACAUAUUCUCCUGCCAGUGAUGAACAAAUAGAAAAUGAGAGAACCGCCAAGGCUAGACUAGAGAAUGGUGAUGGAGAUGGAGAAAGGUAUGCAAAAGUUGGGAAAUUGUCUCAUGAAGAUUCCGUAUGUACUGCUAUGAUAAGUAGCAGCUUCUUUGAUAGCUCAAUGGCUUCUGAAGUCCACGAAAUUGACGCUUUCCGUGCCCAGAUUCCUUCUUCUGCCAUAUGGUUGAUACGCGAGUGUUUGAAAGUUCUGGAGACAUGCUUAGGGAAAGAUCCGAGUACUAGAAGUGCAUCAGGAGUACAUAUACUUGGUUUGUCUGAUUGGCCCGACAUCCACUACGAUGUGAGCUUUCAGGCCAUAUCAGUCCAUCUGCCGUUACACCGGUUACUUUCUUUGCUCAUAGAAAAAGCAUUAAGGAGGUGUUAUGGAAAAUCUGCACUGCACCAUGGAGUCAAUGUUAGUCGUGAGAUCCCACAGGCCGCCGACUUAUUCAGCUAUGUGUUAGGAGAUUUCCAUCCUUGUGGAUUUUCUGCAUUUGUUAUGGAGCAUGUUCUCCGGGUAAGGGUGUUUUGCGCCCAAGUUACUGCUGGAAUGUGGAAGAAGAAUGGGGAUUCUGCAUUAGUAUCUUGUGAGUGGUAUCGGUCAGUUCGUCGGUCAGAACAGGGACUUGAGCUUGAUCUAUUUCUCAUGCAAUGUUGUGGUGCGCUGGCUCCUGCAGAUUCUUAUGUUAAUAAGCUUCUCAGCCGAUUUGGACUCUCGAGCUAUCUUUCACUAGACCCCGAUAUAACAAAUGAGUAUGAACCAGUUUUGGUCCAAGAAAUGCUUGCUCUUCUGAUACAGAUUCUGCAAGAAAGGCGGUUUUGUGGUCUUUCUACUGCUGAAAGUUUGAGAAGAGAGAUCAUCGUCAAGUUGGCUACUGGAGAUUUCACUCGUAGUCAAUUGGUCAAAUCUUUACCCCGUGACCUGUCCAAGUCGGAUGAGCUCCAAGAGGUCUUAGAUAACGUUUCAGUCUACUGUAAUCCAUCCGGCAUGAACCAGGGAAAGUAUUCACUACGGUCAUCUUGCUGGAAGGAAUUGGAUCUCUAUCACCCUCGUUGGCAUUCAAGAGAAUUGCAAUCUGCACAGGAAAGAUUUUCUCGCUAUUGUGGAGUGUCUGCGUUGACCACUCAGGUUCCUAGGUGGAAAAUGAUCUAUCCUCCUCUAAAGGGGCUUUCUAGAAUAGGAACUUGCAAAGCCACUUUUCAAAUCAUUUCCUCUGCUUUAUACUACGCUCUACAAAGUGGUACCUCUGUUAAAUCACGUGCUCCAGAUGGCGUUCUCAUAACGGCUUUGCACUUACUCUCGCUAUCAUUGGAUAUAUGCACUCAGCAAAGGGAAUCUAAUAUUCAGGCUUGUUGCGUAGAAGAUUCAAUUCCGAUUCUCGAGUUAGCUGGUCAGGAAAUAAUGGGUAUAAACCAAGGGGCAGGAAAAGAAAGUUUGUUGUCUCUUCUUGCUUCAUUAAUGAGGACUCGUAAAGACGAUUUUCCAGAGGAAGGCAGCUGUAAUAUUUCGUCCUGGAUUGGAAAAUUGUUGAAGAAGUUCGGUGCAAUUGAUUCUGUCUGUAUGAACCUAUUGCAAAGUCUUGCCCCGGAGGUGGUCGGUCAAUCUGGAUUUGAUAAAGUCACAUCAGGCGCUGCUUCUGAUGAGAAACGCAAGGCUAAAGCUAGAGAGAGGCAGGCUGCUAUUCUGGCUAAAAUGAAAGCUGAACAGACAAAAUUCUUGUCUACCUUGAGUUCCAGCAUGGAUGAUGAUGAUCCAAGAUCUGAAACUGAAACAAGUGAUUACGUAAUGGAACAUGAUUCAGAAAUUGCUGUUCGUGAAGUUUGCUCCCUUUGCCAUGACCCAGAUUCCAAAGACCCGGUUUCUUUCUUGAUUUUUCUUCAGAAAUCUAAACUUUUGAGUUUUGUGGAUAGAGGCCCUCCAUCUUGGGAUCAAGGUCCACAGUCAGAAAAGAAUAUCUCCGUUGAUGGAGUUCGCGAUGUCCUGAGAAGUAAUGUUUCCUCAGAUAGUUUAAUGAUUCCUCAGGAUGCAACCUCUGAGCCUGCUGCAAAUUCCGUGUUUGAAGCUUUAACAACCCGACUUAUAAGGAAUGGUCAGAUGGAGAAGAGGUCUAGCGAAGGGAGGGGAAAAGAUGACUCUAACAUGGAAUCAAUGGAGAUAGCUAUGUAUCAAACUGUUCGCAGGAAGAUUGAUAACAUUAGAAAUCAAAGCCUUGCACAUGUAGAUCAACGACCGCAUGCUACUGAAAGUAGUUUGGAGAGAAAUCCUGUUGGUGGUCUAUCUACUUUGCAACCUAGAGUUCCUGACAUUCGAUCAAGACAAACCUCUAGGCAUUCGGAUGUUAGUUCAGAUGGGUUUCACCCUACUGACUGUGAUGGGGUUUAUCUUUCAUCAUGUGGACAUGCUGUGCAUCAAAGCUGUCUUGAACGAUAUUUAAAGUCGUUAAAGGAAAGGUCUGACAGAAGAGAUGUCUUUGAAGGUGCACAUAUUGUGAAUCUAAAACAGGGAGAAUUUCUCUGUCCUGCAUGCCGGGGGCUAGCUAAUUCUGUAUUGCCUGCAUGUCCCGGAGAUUUGUGUUCUGUUUCAAGGAUACAUGAAAGUUCGAAUGAUAAGUUAGGUAAAUCAGACGCUCAGAUGCCUUCCCUUUGGCUCUCUGAAGCGUUGUGUCUACUACGAUCUGCGGCUGACGUGAUCGAAGAUGGUGAUAGCGUUAGAACAGUUUCUCUGGGGGGAGAUGAACCAAGAAGGAAAGAUCUUGAAUCUGUCUCUAACAAGCUCUGGAAUUUCUAUUUCUCUAAGCGACAGGAAAAUUUUCCGGGAAGUCCUUGGCUAUCACAAUCAAUCGUAAUGUGGGACACCCUUAAGUACUCUCUUAUUUCAAUGGAAAUUAUUACUCGCUCUGAGAAGAAUUCAAUGCCUUCUGUCUAUUGUAUUGACUCCUUGUAUGAAGAGUUAAAUACCUCAAAUGGAACUGCUUUGUCACUCUUAUUGCGAGUGGUACAGAGCACCCGAACAAAGAAUGCUUUACAUGUUUGUCAGAGAUCUAUGGGCAUGAAGCAUCUUGCAGAGUCUAUAUGCUCUGGAAUUUCAAGUAGUCCUUCGAGCUGCAUUUUUGGAAGUGAAGCAGGUUCAUUGAAGAAUAUAAACCUGCUCUGGAAUCGAGCAUCUGAUCCAAUUAUUUCCCAUGACCCGUUUUCAUCACUGAUGUGGGCUCUUUUUUGUCUCCCAUCACCUUUUAUCACAUGCGAGGAAUCUCUGUUAUCACUUGUGCAUAUUUUCCACAGUGUGUCUCUUGUUCAGACUGUAAUUGUCUAUUGUGCAGGUCGCAUGUUUAACUUGAGUAAAUUAGAUUUCGAGGAAAAAAACCUGCUUAGCGACAUCUCCAUCGCUUUGAGAGAAUCAGAUGGUUGGGAGUAUUUCAGGUCUAACAAUAUGGAUUUAUCAUGUGAUAUAAAAGAGACAAUCCGUAAAUAUAGUCUUCCUUUCUUGAGGAGAUGUGCAUUGCUGUGGAGGCUACUGAAAACUACUUCUGGAAAGUCUCAUGAAGAGGUAGAUAGAUUUGAUGUGCCAUCUGACUCUGCCACGGACAAUAUGGAUUUCAUGCAUAGUCCCCAGUCGGAGCUGAAUCAUGUGAAUGAAUUGGAGAAAAUGUUCAAAAUUCCGCAUAUUGAAACCAUUCUCAGUGAUGAACUUCUCCGGUCUUCAACACAAACAUGGCUUCGACAUUUUCUUAAGGAAUACAAAGUUAACAGAGUUAGAGGGCCUCUUUGCAUAACACCUGUAGUUCCUUUCCAGCUUAUGAAGUUACCCAAUUUAUACCAGGACCUAUUGCAGAGGUUUAUCAGGAGACCUUGCAGCAACUGCAAGAAAGUUAUCGAAGAACCUGCAUUAUGUCUUCUUUGUGGAAGACUGUGUUCUCCCAUAAUGCUACCUUGUUGCAGUGAAAGUGGUUGUCAGACUCAUGCAGUCACAUGUGGUGGUGGUACUGGUGUAUAUCUGCUCAUACGGCGGACCACAAUUUUGAUACAAAGAUUUGCAAGACAAUCACAUUGGCCAUCUCUUUACUUGGAUACGUUUGGAGAAGAGGAUACAAAUAUGUUCAGAGGAAAACGACUAUACCUUAAUGAAGAACGUUAUGCUGCAUUAACAUACAUGGUUGGUUCUCAUGGACUCGAUCACACCUCUGAAGUUGUCAAUGAAACCACCAUCGAAACUUUCUUUACUUGAAAAGGUUUUUGCUGUCUCCUUGUUUCUUAGAUGUUGUUCUCUGAUCCCAAAGAUUCGUCUACAAUUUAGAAUAUGCUCAAAAUAACAUUCUUUGUUUCGUGGUGCCGUUGCAUGUGUUUUAGCUAAUACUAAAUUUUCAAAUAUAUAUGAAAGCAACGA
Eruca vesicaria subsp. sativa (arugula) is the source of this 5981-nucleotide messenger RNA. Lineage: Eukaryota; Viridiplantae; Streptophyta; Magnoliopsida; Brassicales; Brassicaceae. The record is from the annotation of a GenBank genome assembly.